AAUAUCACUUGAGCACCAAGCAGAUCACUUUCCAAGAAGGCUAUGGCCGACGAACUCUACAGCAUACAUAACAGUUCUCCGACAUCUCACGCGACAAGCAGAUUCUUCUCCAAUUUACUCCAAUUCGCCACUUCAUAUCUUUCGCACAUCCAAUUUUCAGAUUUUCCCUCGCCGUGAACCAGAUAGAAAGCAUAACUAAAGGUGGAUUGGUGCUUGCCAGUGAGGGAACAAAUUGUCUACAUCUUGCUUGGUGGUAGACACAAUAUGCUUGUGAAGUCUUGUGCUUGUAGAUUGAUCUUGGAACAUCCUAUAGGCGCCAUUUGGGAAAACCAGGAUAAACUUCAACAAACAACCUUUCUUUGGUUGACUUCAAUCUCCAUUCCUUCCAGUUAUACACAUCUCCAACUUAUCUAAUUCUUUCUGGACUUUGGGACGUAAGCCAGUUUGGUGAACAUUUGGAGAUCAUGGGUGAUGCAAUUGAUUUAACUGGCGAUGGAGGUGUCAUCAAGACAAUUGUAAGGCGUGCCAAACCUGAUGCAAUUGCUCCAACAGAUAGCCUUCCUCUUGUUGAUGUUCAUUACGAAGGCAUCCUUCCUGAAACUGGUGAAGUUUUUGAUACUACACGUGAAGAUAAUACCGUCUUCACAUUUGAAGUUGGAAAAGGCAAUGUAAUCAAGGGUUGGGACGUUGCAUUGAGAACCAUGAAGGUUGGGGAGGUUGCAAAGCUGACUCUGAAGCCAGAAUAUGCCUAUGGCAGUGCAGGUUCUCCUCCUGAUAUCCCCCCAGAUGCAACACUUGUCUUCGAGGUUGAAUUGGUGGCAUGCAGACCGCCAAAGGGUUCCAGUUUAAAUAGCGUUUCAGAUGAGAAGGCUAGGCUACAAGAGUUGAAGAAGCAAAGGGAAAUUGCUGCUGCUGUAAAAGAGGAAGAGAAGAAGAGGAGGGAAGAAGCUAAAGCUGCUGCUGCUGCUCGUAUCCAAGCCAAGAUGGAAUCCAAGAAAGGUCAAGGUAAGGGAAAAGGCAAAGCAAAAUAGGUCCAUCUAACCUUUUUCGUGACACUUAAAUAUUGCAUAGAAACAUAAGAAACAUGCUAUGUCUCAAGUUCUCAUUACAUUGAAAGGUUAACUUAUCAGGCAGUAUUUGACCAACAUAUAAAUUUCUGGAAUGGAGAAGUUUCCCAAAAAGAAAAUUUGAAAAACUAUAAUAAAUCUCUAUUAUUAUGCA
Messenger RNA from Rhododendron vialii, 1221 nucleotides. RefSeq names its product peptidyl-prolyl cis-trans isomerase FKBP20-1. Gene Ontology annotation, cellular component: cytoplasm. Gene Ontology annotation, biological process: protein peptidyl-prolyl isomerization. Bases 465 to 1031 code for a protein of 188 amino acids. The transcript is spliced from 7 exons. The record is from RefSeq and is a predicted model, not a curated record. Gene Ontology annotation, molecular function: peptidyl-prolyl cis-trans isomerase activity. NCBI's taxonomy places the organism in Eukaryota, Viridiplantae, Streptophyta, Magnoliopsida, Ericales, Ericaceae.